Bacidia gigantensis is the source of this 414-nucleotide messenger RNA. RefSeq lists its product as uncharacterized. Bases 1 to 414 code for a protein of 137 amino acids. NCBI's taxonomy places the organism in Eukaryota, Fungi, Ascomycota, Lecanoromycetes, Lecanorales, Ramalinaceae. The record is from RefSeq and is a predicted model, not a curated record. The transcript has 2 exons.
AUGCUGGGAUGGCGAAUCAUAGCGGACUAUUUGUCAGGAGCUCUUCUCCAGCCGUGGGGCGAACCCAUCAGGUCUCGGAUCAUUCGCAGAGAAGGUUUGGAGCUGUAUGUGAGCGGAUAUCCCACAGGCGGAAUGAUUAAUGUUGACCACGUCGCUUGGGGAUUUGACCUAGCAUUUAGCGAGAUGGAGAAUGCGGAACGAUUUGAUUAUGGGCGCUAUUACUUCUUGCUGGAUGAUACUCGUCGUGGUUUCUUGGAGUUUCGUGAGGCAACGCCUCAUCAGACUGAAGACUAUGAAGGGAAGGUCAUUUAUGAAGCGUCUUCAGACUAUCCUAAGAAGUCGUUGCAAAUAGAAGCAUUCCGAUACAGCGACAUUGAGCACCCAGAAUUUCAUCAAGGCUACUCAGACAGAUGA